Linnemannia hyalina is the source of this 1566-nucleotide messenger RNA. NCBI's taxonomy places the organism in Eukaryota, Fungi, Mortierellomycota, Mortierellomycetes, Mortierellales, Mortierellaceae. The record is from the annotation of a GenBank genome assembly.
AUGCCACCGUUGCUUCAGAGGAUACUCUCUCGCAAGACCGCCAGAACCGCCGCCGUCCUCUCUGCUACCGUUACCGGCCUCUACCUUGUUGACACCCACAAGAACGCCAAAGCCUUUCAACGGACAGCGCGCACCGCCUGGAAUGGUACCCUCCGCGCACUCUACGACGACGCCUCAUCAGUCGAAUACAGUGUCGUGGAAAAGAUCAUCCAAAAGGAACUGGGCAAGGAGAUCCACGAAGUCUUUAGUACCUUCUCCAGAGAACCCGUCGCAGCAGCCUCGAUCGCACAGGUGCACAAGGCCACCCUCCUCGAUGGAACCGAGGUCGCGGUCAAAGUCCAAAAGCCCGAGAUCCAGGUCCAGAUCGAAUGGGACCUGAUCGCCUAUCGGUUGUUGAUCAAGGCCUACGAGCUAAUCUUUGACCUUCCCAUGUCGUUUGCAGUUGACUAUACUAUCCGCCAUCUUCGGGAAGAGACCGACUUUAUUAACGAGGUGCGGAAUUCUGAGCUCUGUAAUGAGUACCUCCAGACGGAUCCACGACUCCGACACCAGGUCUAUGUCCCCAAGAUUUUCAAGGAUUACAGCACCAAACGGGUCAUGGUCGCGGAGUGGGUCCAUGGAUGCAAGGCGACGGAUAAGGCAAGGUUGAAGGAGAUGAACCUGAGUCCCAAGAAGGUCAUGGAGUCUGUCGUCGAUGUCUUUGCCCAUCAGAUCUUUAUCUCUGGAUUUGUCCAUGGCGACCCUCACCCAGGCAACAUCCUCGUCCGCAAGCAUCCCAACGAUCCACGGAAACACCAACUCUUGCUCCUGGAUCAUGGACUUUACAUGCGGGAGUCAGAAGAGUUCAGGAAACAAUACUGCCUCUUCUGGAAGUCUCUAUUCCUCCUUGACAAGCACACCAUCCAGGACAUUUGUACCCUCUGGGGAGUGGGCGAUUCACAAAUGAUGGCGAACGCAACGCUCCUAAAACCCUACAACGCCAACCUCUCCCCAAACAUCACCCCAACAACUAAUACCUCCGUCCUCGAUGCAUACGAGAUCCAGAUGAAACUCAAAACAACCCUGAAGGAUUUCCUCAUCAAUUCUGAACUCCUCCCCAAGGAACUCAUCUUCAUCGGCCGAAACAUGACCAUCGUCCGGGCCAACAACAAGACCCUGGGCAGUCCUGUGAAUAGAAUCAACCGCAUGGCGCGGUGGGCUGUUGUCGGACUGGGUCAUGAUCCUAGUUUCUGGGUUUCGACUGUUCCUACCCACCAACUCGUCACUUCCUCCUCCUCUUCAUCAACCGACAAUAAUACUUCAAAGACAUUGACGAGACAGCAACCGCUAACCUUCUGGAGAUGGGUCUCGUUGAGUCUACAGACGAGGUUCAACUACUGGGUCUUUGAAGCCGCCCUGGCCUUGAUGUCGGCCGCAUACCAUUUCGCUCAGGUCAAGAGCUAUCUUGAGAAGGUCGUCCUCGGUCGCAAGUCGGAUGGGUUCGAGGCCGUCCUGGACGAUGCAUUGAAGCAGCGCCUCGAGGCAGAGUAUGGCAUCAAGAUCGAAGGAGAUCUCUUUGACGCGUAA